This is a messenger RNA of Haliotis rubra (blacklip abalone), 1228 nucleotides long. Its product is annotated as ethylmalonyl-CoA decarboxylase-like. Gene Ontology annotation, molecular function: enoyl-CoA hydratase activity. NCBI's taxonomy places the organism in Eukaryota, Metazoa, Mollusca, Gastropoda, Lepetellida, Haliotidae. Gene Ontology annotation, biological process: fatty acid beta-oxidation. The transcript is spliced from 4 exons. The coding region runs from base 161 to 1051 and encodes 296 amino acids. Gene Ontology annotation, cellular component: cytosol. The record is from RefSeq and is a predicted model, not a curated record.
ACACUGAUAGCUCUGCUGUAACAUCAAACAAGAUGGCAUCGUGAACAUGAUAAAUUUGCAAGGGUAUUAUUUACUUUGAGAGUAAACUGUAACAUUUGUCGCACAGACACCCGUAAGUCAGAAACAAGUGUUGGAAGAGCUGAGAUCAACAACAACAGUGAUGUUGGCCAGGGUCAUGAGACUUUCAACAGUUAGAUCUGGUGUGUCCAGGUGUGUCCGAAUGUCCUCUACUGCCGAGGCCCCAAACCUGGCUGACAUCAGGGAUCAGCUGAUAAAGUACUCUGGAGGGAGUGUCGACCUUGACCUUGACUCUGGGUCAGGCAUAGCAGUGCUCACUCUCAAUAAUGUGAACAAGAUGAAUGCUAUGUCAGGCCAGAUGAUGGUAGAAUUGGCAGACAGAGUUACAGAACUUGAAUCAUGGACAGAGGGUAAAGCUGUCAUUUUCAAAGGAGCUGGCAAAACAUUCUGUUCAGGGGGCGACCUUGGGACUGUCAGAGAGAUUCUUCAUCCUGAGAAUGGUUACCAAAUGUCCUGUUUCAUGCAGAACACAAUGACCCGUUUCUGGAACUUGCCUCUGUUGACCUUUGCCCUUAUUCAAGGGAGAGCACUAGGUGGUGGUGCAGAAUUGACCACAGCAUGUGACUUUAGACUGAUGGCAUCAUCAGCCAAACUGGGGUUUGUUCAAACCAAAAUGGGAGUGACCACUGGAUGGGGAGGAGGUACUCUUCUUGAGAAGCUGCUUGGCAGAACAAAGUCUCUUAGUUUACUCUGUAGUGGUCGAAUACUGGAUUCAAGGACAGCCCAAGAGAUAGGGCUUGUGGACCAUGUCUUACAAGAUGCGGAGGCUGAACUGACUGAUGUCAAGAGUUGGAUAGCUAGCCAGUAUGGCAGUGCUGAUAGGAGCAUUGUUAGAGCAAUGAAAUGUGUUGUUACUGCUGCAAGUGAUAAUAAUGUUAGUAUAGCUUUACAGAUUGAGAGGAAUAUAUUCCGGACUACAUGGGCAGGCCCUUCUCAACUUGCUGCUUUGAACAAAAAUGUUAAACACGAAUAGCAGGACAUCAUCAAGAAUGUUUUGGGUGUCAGAGAGAAUAGUGUGAGUGAAAUAAAUAAACAGUGUGAGUGGAAAAUAUGAAUUAAAAUUAAAUAUGAUUAGUAGAGCAUUUUCAAGAAUGUUUUUGGUGUCAGAAAGAACACUGAGUGGAAAAAAUUAAAUAUACAUGUAUUUUCA